AUGGACGCACAAUAUAGCAUGGAGCCAUUGCCUGCCAUGCCACCCCAAUACAAAAUGGACGAACCAUACUACGAUGUGCAACAAUCCUCUAAAGUUAUACCUCCUCAUAUGGCAUCUGCUCAGUCCCGCACGCUAGCGGUGGACUUCACAUGGAAGAAGUUUAAGGCUCUCGUCUCCGAUUCCAACUCCUCAAACCCAAAUCCUCUGUACACAGUCUCUUUCCAAAUGGUAUCAGCACCACAUCUGCGCUUCAAGUCUACCGAAACGGGUCAGCAAAUCGGGACAGGCACCGUGCACGCAUUCAGUAUUAACCCUGAUUAUCAGCUCCACGGAGCCAAACACACUCUAAAGGCCCAGAAACGUCUGGUAACAAACUAUACACACAUGUCUUCCGCUUUUUCGGACACAGAUACGCCCGUUAAGAUGACAUGGACGGGUGAAGUUGGUUUGAAGACAUGGAGUUUCAUCUGCGUCGAUGAAAACCAAGUACCGGUGGCCAAAUUCUCUGCCAAUCUAUGGGCUGUUAAAAAGCUUGCGAAGAUCGAGCUCAUGGGCCCCAAGGCCCUUGACGAUGCCGUCCGGGACGAAAUUGUGGUGGUAGGAUUUACUUUGUUCUACUGCAUGUACCUUCGGGCGAACAAUAUCUUCAACCUCUUUGGCUCUGCCUUCCUCCGACCUGAUAAGGAAGGCAAGGCAGAAAAGGGAGGCAAGGAAUAA
This is a messenger RNA of Penicillium macrosclerotiorum, 717 nucleotides long. RefSeq lists its product as uncharacterized. The record is from RefSeq and is a predicted model, not a curated record. The transcript has a single exon. Lineage: Eukaryota; Fungi; Ascomycota; Eurotiomycetes; Eurotiales; Aspergillaceae. Bases 1 to 717 code for a protein of 238 amino acids.